Molecule: messenger RNA, 363 nt
Organism: Aspergillus calidoustus
Lineage: Eukaryota; Fungi; Ascomycota; Eurotiomycetes; Eurotiales; Aspergillaceae
Source: the annotation of a GenBank genome assembly
AUGUACAAGUUUCUCCCCUUCACGCUUCUGGCGUAUGGCGCCGCUGCAGCCCAAGAAAGCCCUACUAUCAUUGAGACGACAAUCGCCGACAACUUCCCAACCGACUCCGCCAUCUCGUCGACCAUCAUCGCCGACCCUAGCUCCGCAUUCCUGCCCGAGCCCUCGACCGAAUCUACCAUCAUCGCUGAUCCAAGCUCGGCCUUUGAUCCCGAAACCCCUACUGGAUCUGACACCUGGGGCGACCCGACUCUCACCCCCUGUCCGUCCGACCCUUCUACCAACAUCCAGCAUUGUUCACCCCAGUUUCCCGCCCUGGCACACCCCUCACCCAACCCCAAUUGGCGGCUGGACUACAUCAACUAG